Hyalella azteca is the source of this 1399-nucleotide messenger RNA. RefSeq lists its product as uncharacterized. The record is from RefSeq and is a predicted model, not a curated record. Bases 809 to 1399 code for a protein of 196 amino acids. Lineage: Eukaryota; Metazoa; Arthropoda; Malacostraca; Amphipoda; Hyalellidae. The transcript is spliced from 4 exons.
UACCCUGUUAGACGGUAUUCCCGGCCACCCUUCCUGCCUUUGCCCACCUCCCUCCUCUUCCAGUGCCGGCCCCCACCCACCUCCUGAGCCUCCCUUCGGGCGAGCGUGACGGACGCAAUAAACAACAACAACAAGUCAAACAAUAACUAAUUGAUACAAAUCUAAUUGAGUUGAAAAGCACUAGUAAUCACUAUGAUUUGGUAUAUCCUUCAUUGUUUUUAUACUAAACUGCAGUAACAGCUGUUUUGACUCAGUCCUGACACAGACUUGGCAUGUUCAAGAAUGUGUACAAGCAUAAAUCAGUAUGAUUUGAUGAUGUUUGAACACACUAAUGUGUUAUGAUUAAGUGAAUAUAUCUCUUUUGUUUAUGACCAAUAAGUGUUGUUGAGGCUUAGUUGAUUAGGUUCCAAUAAUUGAUGUGAAGGAUAAAAUUAAAUAGUGCUCAGUUGUUUUAACACUUUUGAUAUAACACCUCAAAGUAGCAAUUUUUAAAUUACUAUGUGUAUACAAUUAGAUUUUUAGCAAUGUUCUAACCAAAUAAAUGGCUUUGAUGUCUAUGCUGUGAAAUUUUAUAUCUAUUUCAAGUUGGUUUUUAUUCAUAUUAUACAUGACAUGCUCAAAUUGUUUGCUGUGGUUUUAGGGGAAAAGUGAAUUUUGCUGCAAAUGUUGUAAUUAAGACAUUCUUAUGAGCGUCUAUUGCGCUUUGUACUAUUUGAUGUAUUCCUUCCAGUGUUAUUACCAUUACUGCCAACUUUGAAAGAUUAAAUGCUUAAACCUCAGUGAUUGAUAAUUUACAUCACAUCUGUGGAUGGCAUUCAUAGACAAAGAAUGCAGUGUAGUGCUGCACCAAGUCUAUGAUGCUUUAGUCUGUAGUGGCAAAUGCCCUGAGCAGAGAAUCAGUCAAGCAUCUUCUGGUGGUAGCAAAGUUAAGUCUGAAGCCUCAGAGAAAAUUGGCCCUCCACCAGUCCUCAAAGUUUCUGCUAUCUCCAUCAAGGAGGAACCUGAUUAUGGAAUUGAAGAUGUAGUCAUUAAAGAGGAACCAUUCUUAUAUGGGAAUGAGUUUGGCGAAGGUGGAUCAGCACCUGCAACAGGAGCUACUGACAUAUCAGGAGCAUCCACCUCCAAGCAACACACCAGGCUUGGGUGUUCCCAGCAUGGAUUGGUGCCUGCGGGUACAGACCACCUGCAGCAGCUUGUUGAUCUAGAACAUCAAGCUUCAGGGCCCCAUCGCUGCUCUAAAUACACCUCAAGUUCAGGAAUUGGACUGCAGCAGCACAUUAAUUGUGGAGGACAGGGGGGCCCUUUGAGACAAACUCACAAGACCGUUACCCACACUGUGCUGGACGAACCCACAAGUAUCUUCAUGGUGCAGUGGCGCCUGAUAUUAACCAACCAAUGA